Chelmon rostratus (copperband butterflyfish) is the source of this 2691-nucleotide messenger RNA. RefSeq names its product protein FAM53C-like. The transcript is spliced from 5 exons. Gene Ontology annotation, biological process: protein import into nucleus. The record is from RefSeq and is a predicted model, not a curated record. Gene Ontology annotation, cellular component: nucleus. Bases 298 to 1521 code for a protein of 407 amino acids. NCBI's taxonomy places the organism in Eukaryota, Metazoa, Chordata, Actinopteri, Chaetodontiformes, Chaetodontidae.
UUGCGAUUUCUGAGGUAGUGUAUUUUAAAUACCUCUGUAUUGGUAUCGCCCAAAGGCUAUAAAUACUCAGCUGAACGAUCGCCUAUCCGGUGCACUGUGUGCAGCUUCGGUUGCUAAGGAACCACCGAAUGCAGGUGGCACAAAGAUGGUGGCAUAGUGAGAAAGGUGGUCAGUCUGGCAGGUUGAGGUGGGGGGGGGCACCACAAACACGCCAGGAUUCUGACUACUAAAUUUUCACUGCCUGCCCUCAGUCGAUCUCAUCAUCUCCAUGUCUAUCCCUGGAUUGUAGCUACAAUUAUGGUGACACUUAUCACAGAGCAGCUCAGUAAGCAGAGUUUGGAAGAGCCUUAUUAUAAGGCUUUCUCAUUCAAUGUGAAUGUGUCAUUACCUGCAGUGGGAUCCAGUCCCACUGUCUCAUGGAGUGCUUAUAGAUCAACACAAGACACUAGCUCAGCUACACAACCAUCAUCCAAAGACUCCCUACCAGAUGAUUCCUGUGGACCAGACUCUCUAUGGGCUCCUUCCCAUUCUGGAGAACCUAUCCAGAGACCAGAGGUUUCUUUCACAGACAAAGUUUUCCAAAGCUCACCCCCACCGCCACCUCCAAAACGCCACUGCCGAUCCCUCUCUGUUCCUGAAGACCUGUCUCGGUGCCGCUCCAGCUGGCAUCCAAGUGCAUCCAAGGUUUGGACCCCAGUCAAACGUGGCUGUCAAAGUGGAGGAGCAUCUAGUUCAGGCUCUGGAGCUGGCUCUUUGCCACUUUGUGGUCCCAGUUCCUCAUUUACCUCUUCAUCCCUACACUCAUCUUCUAGCCCUACCUUCUUUAGCUUAGCAUUGUCCUCUGACUCCCCACUACCAUGGAGCUUCCCAUGGGACCCUUGUGACAAACUGAAAGGAGCCUGUUCUGCCUCCUUUGCUACUCCUUCCUCCUGCUCCUCUUCACCGGCCCCCAUGGUUUCUCACUCAGUGCUGCAGCGCCGUUUUUCUCUCUCCCCUGUGCACAUUCAGGAUGCCUCUGUGGUGCUUCUACCUCCACAGCCGUCCCCUGGUUCUGCUCUGAUAUAUGAAUGUUCUGGCAUGGAACACCCAGCCCUGUCUCCAUCUCCCACCUCAGCCUGCAGUACACCGUCCUCCUCUAGGCGCGACCAUCCCCCGGUACUGCCACGAUGCCACUCACAGCCCUGUGAUAUGCGUAAACCUCGCUUGAAGAGGCGCCAUGACCCAGAUGUUCUGCCUUGCCCCAGGCCAGGCCUUGACUUCAGCAAGAUGACACAGAUUGGUAGUCACGAGAGCCUAGUGCGUGGUACAGGUGGUUGCAUAGUCCAAGUGUCUUCUCAGGCAGAGCACCGCUCAGCCUUCUCACCUGCAGAGUUCCUGGGACGAGCCAGCAUUGGGCCUCUAAGUGAAAGUGAAGAAGAGGAAGAAGAUAAAAGAAAAAAGACUGCAACAGAUGGAGGACAAAAAGUUGUUUUCGAAAGAGACUGCACAGAACUGGACUUAAACCUUAUCGAAGAGAAUUGACCACCCCAUGGUGCUCCAAGUGUGAUAACUGCUUUCAUAAAAAUGUUAAGCACACCUGUAAGCUUUGUUCGCUCUUCUGGCAGUCUUUGGGAACCUGCUGCCUCCUAAAGCAUAUGUCCAUAAUCAAGAACCAAGCAGUUAGAAGCUAAUAUCAAAUAACGAUGCUAUAGGGAAAUGUGCAUGAGCAAAUAAGAGUUUUCAUGCGCACAGAAUUUUGGCUAAUUUCAUAUUAUACAAGUCUUAAUUUGCAUUAACCAUCAGCACACUUCUUGACAUACUUCCAUAUCCUCAUCAGAGAACACUAUAUACUGGAGUAAGCAGAAUGUGGCUAAUAUUUCCUCCAUAAAGUUAUUUGAAUACACACUAAAAAGUAAUAGUUUUAUGGGAUAAAGGUAAGCAUUCCUCAAUGCCUCAUCAGAUACUGGUGUAGCCUACUUUUGUAUUUGGGUCUCUGAAUGUGGAAAUAACUGGGGAUCUGUUGAUGGUGGACAUGAUGUUGCUGUGUAGCCCAAACAAUAUAAGAAUACUGAUCUAUAUAUAAAUGCUCUCCUGUAGGUUUAACAGGAUACAUUCCAGGAUUUCUCUGAAGUUCUUAAAUCCCUCAAAGACCCUAAAGAUGCAUCUGCUUUUACUGCUGUUCUGUCAUUGAUUUUAGCUUGCCCUUUUGGUGUAUCUACAUCAUCAAAGGGAAGCUUUUCUUGUUAUAGCACAAAUGAUAGCUCCCUUUCGUUCAUUUAUUUUCUUUUUGGAGUUUUCUCAAUUGCGUGAACAUUAACACACCUUGUGAACAAUAAUGCUGAUGAGACUGUAAACUGACCAUGCCUUAAGCUUCAAAUACUGAGCUCUUGGUGCUCUGGUCUUCUUUUCACAGCCAGACAUUUUUGCAGUCUCCAUUUGCGAUUCAGAUAUUUUUGAACAGGUUGCACAUGCACUAUAAUUGUCAAUUGAAUAACUGAAUCGUUGCUACAGUUGGACUCCAUAGGGCACAAUGUAAUGUACUGUACAGUGGUUAGAGUGAGAACACACAUCAAGCCAAUUCUGAGUGUAUGUGACAAAGGUGGUAGUGAAGAUGAUGAUUUGGUGGCCUUUCAGAAAUGAUUUUUUCAGAUAGAAAUAUUCCUGUUGCACAAUUUCUGUACAAAUAAAGUUUAAUAGAGAAUGAUAUUUUUU